Purpureocillium takamizusanense is the source of this 3802-nucleotide messenger RNA. Its product is annotated as Phosphoribosylaminoimidazole carboxylase. Gene Ontology annotation, molecular function: phosphoribosylaminoimidazole carboxylase activity; ATP binding; metal ion binding. The coding region runs from base 197 to 2026 and encodes 609 amino acids. Gene Ontology annotation, biological process: 'de novo' IMP biosynthetic process. The record is from RefSeq and is a predicted model, not a curated record. Lineage: Eukaryota; Fungi; Ascomycota; Sordariomycetes; Hypocreales; Ophiocordycipitaceae. The transcript has 2 exons.
AGGCUCCGCUUUUCAUCAGCCUGAGCCUGCCAUGUACCUCUCACAAGUCCUCUGCGACUCCAAUUCGCCGGAUUUUUUUUCCCUGCUCACGAUAUCGACUCAUUGUCGAACCAGUGUUGCAUCUCAUCGCCCAGCUGCCCGAAUCAUUGUCGCCGCCAUCUCGUCAUACAUCUAGGCAUUCGCUUACCUGGCGGCAAUGGGCAAGACGCCGGUCAUUGGGCUGCUUGGCGGCGGCCAGCUCGGUCGCAUGCUGUGCGAGGCGGCUGGCCCCCUCGGCUACGACAUCGCCGUCCUGGACGAGGCCGGCUGCCCCGCCAAGCAGAUCAACGCCAACGACAAGCAUGUCACGGGCUCCUUCAAGGACGCUGCCAAGGUCAGAGAGCUGGCGUCUCGAUGCGACGUUCUCACUGUCGAGAUCGAGCAUGUCAACACCGAGGUCCUCGAGGAGAUUGCGACAAAGGGAGUCCGCACGCACUCGGGCGAGCUGCGCAAGGUGCCUGUUCACCCGUCAUGGCGCACUCUGCGACUGGUGCAGGACAAGUUUGCCCAAAAGGAGCAUUUUCACGCUGCCGGCGUGCCCAUUGCGCCGCAAAUGGCCCUCGGCGACGGCGAGCUCCUGCCGCAGUCGCUCAAGGAGGCCUAUCAAAAAUUCGGCUUCCCCUUCAUGAUCAAGGCGCGCAAGGGGUCCUACGACGGCCGGGGCAACUUCAAGGUCAACGGACCGGAGGACUUUGAGGAGGUGGUCAAGGCCCUGGGCAAGCUGCCCUUGUACGCCGAGAAGUGGGUGCCGUUUGCCAUGGAGCUCGCCGUCAUGGUGAUCCGCACCGAGGAUGACGCGGGCAACUGCACGGGCGUCUACUCCUAUCCUACGGUUGAGACGGUGCACGAGGACGACGUUUGCAAGACUGUCCUGAUGCCGCCGCGCAAGGUCGACGGUGCGGUCUGCGCCCAGGCCCAAAACGUGGCUCAGGAGGUCAUCAAGAGCCUCUGGGGGCGCGGCGUCUUCGCGGUCGAAAUGUUCCUGCUCCAGGACGGUACCAUCAUGGUCAACGAGGUGGCGCCUCGACCUCACAACUCGGGCCACUACACGAUCGAGGCCGUGCCCUACCUGUCGCAGUACAAGGCGCAGCUCCACGCCAUCAUGGACAUUGUGCCCGGCAACAUGCAGCUCGUCCCUCGCUGCUCGCAGGCCAUCAUGCUCAACAUCCUGGGCGGCGCCGCGCCCGAGUCUCACGACAAGCUGGUGCGCCUGACGGAGACGGAGUAUAUCCGCGGCACGGACGUCUAUCUGCACCUGUACGGCAAGGCGUCUAAGCCGGGCCGCAAAAUUGGCCACAUCACCUUUACCACGCCCUCGGCCGACGUCGACCUGGAGGCGACAAUCGCGCCGUUUGUCAAUGAGGUGGACCUGAUGCGGAAGCAGCGCUUGAGCGCGUCGUCAGCCCAGCUGCGCCCGACGGUGGCGCCCGAGGCCAACAGGAAGACGAGCUCGCGCGACCCCACCGCACCGCUUGUCGUCGUCACCAUGGGCUCCGACUCGGACCUGUCGGUGCUGACCGCCGGCCUUGACAUUUUGGAGAAGUUCGAGGUGCCGUACGACUGCACCAUCACGUCGGCACACCGGACGCCGGCGCGGAUGACGGAGCUGGCCAACGCGGCGGCGGCCCGGGGCAUCAAAGUGCUUAUCGCGGCGGCGGGCGGGGCGGCGCACCUGCCGGGCAUGCUCGCGUCGGAGACGACGGUGCCCGUCAUCGGCGUGCCGGUCAAGGCGACGCACCUGGACGGCAACGACUCGCUGUUGAGCAUCGUGCAGAUGCCGCGGGGCAUCCCCGUCGCGACGGUGGGCAUCAAUAACUCGACCAACGCGGCGCUCCUCGCGGUGCGCAUGCUCGGUUCUCACUACCCCGAGUACCGCGAAAAGAUGGCGCAGUACAUGGAGAGCAUGAAGGUCGAGGUCGAGGGCAAGGCGGCCAAGCUGGAAGAGGUGGGUUACCAGGCAUACCUGGCGGACAAGGCCAAGAAAUAGAGUCGCGCGAGUGACACAAAGAAGAAACGCGUUUACGGAUGACCAUUUUGUCCUGUGUCGUCUGUCCUUUGCACGCUCCGCUGAUGACCAUGGCGUUGUCCUAUUUACUAUCAAGUUGUCUCACGCUAUAUGAUUGCCACCCGCUCAAGGCCCCCUUUUCGGAACGCUCGCCCACCGACCGACCACAUUACAACUUGAAGGCGUCUUGCACCUCUUUGGGCUCGGCCCGGUGGUACUGGUUGGGCCACUUGACGGGCACGCCUAGCUCGUGCGCGGCAUGCAGGACGAACUGGGGGUCGCGCAGGAACUGCUUCGCGGCGAGGGCCAGGUCGGCCGACUGCUCGGGCCCCUCCUGAACGACGUCCCGGGCGAAGGCGGCGUCGUCGAUGCCACCGACGGCGGCGACGAGGAGGGGGCUGCCCUCGUCGCGGAGGGCGGUGCGGAUGCGCCGGGCCAGGUCGGUCUGGUAGGUGCGGGAGCGCUCGAUGCGCUGCCUGGGGUUGUUGCCGCCGCUGCUGACGUCGAGGACGUCGACGCCCCAGCCCGGCAGCAGGCGGGCGAGGCGCAGGCUCUGCUCGAGGUCCCACGAAGGGGCGCCCGCCCACUCCAUCCACUCGGUGGCCGAGAUGCGCACCCACAGCGGCAUGUCGGCUGGGAUGACGGCGCGGACGGCGGCGACGACCUCGCGCAGGAAGCGCGUGCGGUUCUCGAAGCUGCCGCCGUAGUCGUCGGUGCGUUGCUGGAGGAUGGGGUUAGCGGUGAUGAGGGACUUGCCUCUUCUCUGAGAGAGAGCCCGCGUGGGCGAAGAUGGCGGUGAUGGUUCGCGGGGUGAGUUGGGGCUAACUUACGUUGGACAGCGGAGACAGGAAGCUCGUGAUGAGGUAGCCGUGGGCGCCGUGAAUCUCGACAACGUCAAAACCCGCGGCGACGGCCCGCGCCGCCGCGUCGGCAAAGGACUUGACCAGGCCGCGGAUCUCGUCGACGGUAAGCUCGCGCGGCGGCGCCCAGUCCUCGGAGUACGGGACGGCGCUGGGGCCGACGACGUCGCCGGGCCACCCGCCGUGGGCCUCGUCGGCGAGGACCCUGCCCGCGGCGCCGGCGAUCCAGGGCGCGAGGGUGCUGGCCUUGCGGCCCGCGUGGGCGAUCUGGAUGGCGGCCUUGCCGCCCUGGCUGUGGACGAAGUCGACGACGCGGCGUAGGGGCGCGACGUGCGAGUCGGCCCAGACGCCGGCGUCCUGCGGGGAGAUGCGGCCGCGGGGCUCGACGGCCGAGGCCUCGACGACGACGAGGGCGGCGCCCCCGAGGGCGAACUGGCCCAGGUGCACGAGGUGGUAGUCGGUCAGGUGGCCAUCGGGGUCGGCCGAGUACUGGCACAUGGGGCUGACGACCCAGCGGUUGGGCAGCUCGACGGAGCGCAUGCGCAGCGGCGUGUAGAGCGUCGGCGUCGGCGUGGCGGCCGAGGCGCGGGGUUCGGCGGCCGUCCCCGGCGGGGGCUCUUGUGCGGGCGUGUAGAAGGGCACGCCGGCCUGGGCCUUGUUGCGGAGGUCGAAGCGGCCCAUGGUGGUGGUGGCGGCGGCGGAAGGAUUGCUGCCGGUGUGCCGCGCGGAUGUGUGUGUAUAUGUGUGUCUGUACUUGGUAUGGAUGAAGCUAUCGCGAACCGACACGGCGGGGGUUCUUGGUCUUUGGUCUCGGGUGUAUGCGCAAGUCACCCCCGCAACGGGAAAGGCACAAAGAGACAGGCGGAGGGGGAGGAGCAGGGUGUAGCGCUGCCGUGCG